This is a messenger RNA of Dioscorea cayenensis subsp. rotundata (Guinea yam), 846 nucleotides long. RefSeq lists its product as uncharacterized. Lineage: Eukaryota; Viridiplantae; Streptophyta; Magnoliopsida; Dioscoreales; Dioscoreaceae. The transcript has 2 exons. The record is from RefSeq and is a predicted model, not a curated record. Bases 1 to 846 code for a protein of 281 amino acids.
AUGGAGAGUACCACUUCCAAGACUGCCACAAAACGUGGAACCCCUAAAAAGCGUUGGAAGCCUGAUUUUGAUAAUUUUUCAAUACCAGUUUUGGUAGAGCAUGUGAGACAGAUUCGUAAGUGUGACAAAUCAUUUAAGCGGGCUAGGUUCGGAUAUGCUGCAAGUGCCAUGAAUGCAAUAUUUAACACUAAUUUCUCGGUAGAGAAUGUGGAGAACCAUUACAUGACACUAAAAGGAAGGUACAUGGAAAUCAAGAAAGCGAGGGACCUAAGUGGGGUAGGUUGGGAUGAUAAAAACAAGGUGAUUAUUCUCGACCCAAUUGUGGCCUUCAUGUACACUGAGGCACACUCGAGUGCAAAACAAUUCAUCAACGAGCCCAUUGAGAAGUAUGAAGCGCUUAGGAUAAUUUGUGGUGAUGACAACGCAACAGGUUCUUACGCAGCUUCUUUGUUUUCAGAUUUUACAGACAAAACUGAAAAUGAAGAAGGUGACAAUGACAAUGGUGAAUUAGACUCAGUUGAUCUUGCUAGUGAUAAGGAAGGUAAUAAUGGCGACUCUACACCCAUAGGUAGCAGCAACCUUGCUACCUCAUCAACUGUUAGAUCCCAGAGUAAUAGCAAGGGGCCUAGAAGCCCUUCCAUGAUGUCGGAUCUACUUACUAUUGUGGAUAAGAUGGCUAAUGCAAUUCAGAACCCAACCUAUUGGAUUGAGAUUUUAUAUGAAAGGUUUAUGGGUGUUGAGGGGUUCACCAAGCAUGAGCUUGUUGCGGUAUUUGAUUAUCUUCAGUCUAGGGAAACUGAAGCUAGGGGCUUCUUAGUGAGAGAUAUCGAACUGCAUCAAGAUUGA